ACACGCAUAAUUAUGAAUCAUCUUCUUCUUAUACUCGCUCUUAUCCUCCUCAUAACCCUCCUGAAACUCGCGUACUCAAUCAUAUGCGUCCCACUAAGGAUUCAGAGCCAGUUCUCGAAGCAAGGCGUGCGGGGUCCAAGGUACAGACCGAUCUUCUUCGGGAACACGAAGGAAAUCAUACGAAUGUUCGAGGAGGUUAAGGCUAAGCCGAAGUCAACUCUGGUUGAGAAUGACGUCGUCGAAUACGCGGCCCCAUUCUACCGGCGGUGGUCCCGCAUGUACGGUGAGAGUUUCCUGUACUGGUAUGGGACGACGCCUCGGGUGGCGAUAUCCGACCCGGAUUUGAUAAAAGAGGUGCUUAUGAACACCAGUGGGUCCAUUACCAAGAUUGGGUUUAACCCUUCGAAUAGGCAACUCUUUGGGCAGGGACUCGCUGGAUUGGAGGGCCAUAAAUGGGCAUUGCAUAGGAGGAUCGCUGUGCAGGCCUUCACUAUGGAGCGAGUAAAGAGUUGGGUUCCAGAUAUAGUAGCUGGUGUUGUGAAGAAGCUCGAAAAGUGGGAGGAUAUAAGAGAAGGAAGAGAGGAAUUUGAGUUGGACGUGCACAAAGAAGUUCAUGAGCUUUCGGCAGAUAUCAUAUCAAGAACAGCUUUUGGAAGCAGUUUUGAGGAAGGGAAGCGCAUAUUCAGCUUGCAAGAAGAUCAAUUGCUUCAUUUCUCCAAGGGAUCAAAAAAUGUAUAUAUUCCUGGAUUCAGGUUUUUGCCUACCAAGGACAACAGAGAGAGAUGGAGAUUAGAGAAGGAAACUCGGGACUUGGUGAGGAGGUUGAUCAUGACAAGCAGCAAAACAAGAGAGAAUUCCAGGAUUCUACUUAGUCUGCUUAUGGCUUCUUAUGAAAAUCAGGAAGGCAAUGUGGAGAAACUAGGGGUUGAGGAAAUCAUAGAUGAGUGCAAGACCUUUUACUUUGCAGGAAAGGAAACAACUGCUAAUCUCUUGACCUGGGCUCUUCUCCUUCUAGCACAACAUGAGGAAUGGCAAAACAAGGCUAGAGAAGAAGUAGUUCGUGUCUUCGGAUUUAAUGGACUUCCACUUGCAAAGAAUCUAAACAACCUUAAGCUUGUGACAAUGAUAAUAAACGAAGCACUUAGGCUCUAUCCGCCUACCAGUGUUAUGAUGAGGAAAACGUCUAAGAGAAUCAGGCUAGGAAAUGUCGACAUUGCUGCUCAUACGCAGUUUCUUCUGGCCAUGGUUGUUGUCCAUCGGCGUACUGAGAUAUGGGGAGAAGAUGCCAACAAGUUCAAUCCAUUGAGAUUUACCGAGCCUCGGAAACAUCUAGCCUCGUUCUUCCCAUUCGGAUUGGGUCCUCGAAUCUGCGUGGCACAAAAUCUGGCCAUGGUUGAGGCCAAGAUAGUCUUAGCCAUGAUCAUUCAAAAUUAUUCUUUCAGGUUGUCGCCAACAUAUGUUCAUGCCCCUAUUCUGCUCGCAACUUUACAACCAACAUAUGGUGCUCAAAUCCUCUUUAAGAAGAUUUCUUUAACUUGAAUGUGUCUUUGUAGAUUUAGGUGCUAUAAAUAAC
Morus notabilis is the source of this 1573-nucleotide messenger RNA. RefSeq names its product cytochrome P450 734A1. The transcript is spliced from 4 exons. The record is from RefSeq and is a predicted model, not a curated record. NCBI's taxonomy places the organism in Eukaryota, Viridiplantae, Streptophyta, Magnoliopsida, Rosales, Moraceae. The coding region runs from base 13 to 1539 and encodes 508 amino acids. Gene Ontology annotation, molecular function: monooxygenase activity; iron ion binding; heme binding.